AUGAAGGGAAAGAAAAAAGAGGUUGUCGCCACGGCCGUUGGAGGCCGUUAUACGACCUCCUGGGCGCACGAGUCAUCCGGCUGGCAGCCGGAUAACCAGUGUUCCGACAUCUACCAACAAAAGAGAUUGACGAUUAAAGGCAAGCCUACUCUCUCAAGCCGAAACAAGCGGGCACGAAUCCGGCAGGUUGAACAGAAGGCCUCUGAUGUCCUUGAUGAGGCCAGUCUAAGCGCCUCUCAGAACAGCACACAGCAGCUCGGGGAUCCCUAUCUCUCCGAGAAGGAUCGGCAACCCGGCUCCAAGCGGUCACACACAACAACACCUUCUAAGAACUCGAUGGUAUGCCUCGGCGAUGGGGACACUGAUGUUACGGCCCACCCAGUUGGGGUACUGGCCGGUGUAACUAUAUAA
This is a messenger RNA of Colletotrichum spaethianum, 411 nucleotides long. RefSeq lists its product as uncharacterized. NCBI's taxonomy places the organism in Eukaryota, Fungi, Ascomycota, Sordariomycetes, Glomerellales, Glomerellaceae. The record is from RefSeq and is a predicted model, not a curated record. The coding region runs from base 1 to 411 and encodes 136 amino acids. The transcript has a single exon.